AUGAAUAGGGAAGCCGACUACGUUAAUUUGUAUUGGAAGCAUCCUAAUUCAUUUGUAUAUCCCUUUGACCUGGUGUUUCUGAUCUACAAGAAAAUCAAGAAACGCAACGAGCGGAAACGCCUAUAUUCUGCAGCGUCAAAUAUACCAGAAAAUGGAAUUGAACUAGACGCAACAGGAAAUAUUCCACAGCCUGAUGAGCGAAAGAAAAAGAAGACACUCACCUCCGAACAAGCUGCAGAGAAACGACGAAAAAUUGUCUACCGAUGGAAGAUCAUCCUGGGAUUAUUCAGUCCAUACUGUCUCCAAGCCCUGGAUACAACGAUCAUAGCCUCAGCUCUACCCUUUAUCGCAGAAGAUUUCAAUCAAAUCAAACAACUAAACUGGAUCAUCUCCGUCUUCAACCUCACAUCCGCCGCCUUCCUCUUCUUCUGGGCCCAACUAACCGACCUCUUCGGCCGCCACAUCGUCCUCCAAUCCGCAAUAUUCAUAAUGAUGAUCGGCUCCGCAAUCUGCACAGGCUCCCCAACAUCGGCAUUCAGCGUCCUCCUUGUCGGUCGCGCCCUCCAAGGCGUCGGUGCCGCAGGCGUAAACAUUUCCAUCCGUACAAUCCUCGCAGACCGCGUCUCCCUCUCGGAAUACGCGGUCAACUGGACCAUCUUCGCCCUCAUCUCUGGUAUCGGGUUUAGCAUUGGCCCCAUCAUCGGCGGGUAUCUGACGCAGGCUUCAUGGCGCUGGUGUUUUGCGAUCAACCUGCCCAUUGCUGUUGUAGCAAUGGUUGUCGUGGCUCUUGUUCUGAGGACUGAGCUACAGGGUCCGCAGCCUGUCCCUGAACUCGAAGAGAGAGGUAUCUCGACUCAGUCUGGACGGUUCUUCGCGAGAAUCUCGACUAUCGACUACGGUGGUCAGAUGCUCUUCCUUUGGGGAUUUGGUCUUCUUAUUCUUGCUUUGACAUGGGCCGGCGGUACCUAUUCCUGGAAAUCAGCCGCUGUUCUAGCGCCGAUGGUUAUCGGCGGGAUUCUAGUCAUUGCUUGGGUCGUCUAUGAGCGCUGUAUGUUGCCUGGCUCAGUGAUGGCACGGGCUCUUCCGCAUCAGAAGGCAAUGAUGUCGUGGGAAUUACUGAGACAGCGCGAUAUCGGCUUACUCUUUUUAAUCAAUUUCUCGGUCGGGAUAUGCAUGUUUGCUGUUAUGUACUUCAUGGAUAUAUACUUUACGCUUGUGGAAGGGAGGAGCUCUAGUGAUGCCGGUGUCGCACUGCUAUUUUUCCUUCCCGGUUUAGCCGCCGGACUUUACAUGGCGAUGUUCUCAUUAAACGUCUGGCCCCGCCAAACCUUCCCUGCUCUUUUCCUGGGCAGCGUAACGUCGGCAGUAGGGAUGACCGUGCUGGCGUGGGGAGUCCAGGCGGGAGAAACAAGUGUCAUCUAUGGCAUGAUGGCGCUAGUUGGACACGGAGUCGGGAUGCGAAUGAACCCGGCGUCUAUGCACGGGCUGGCGUAUUUCCCUGCAAUGACGGCACAGAUCUCGUGUCUUGCUGUAUUUGCUGUUCCGUUUGGAGGUCUGCUGGGGUUGACUAUUAUGUCAACGGUGUUUACGAAUAAGAGUGGGGCUGGGGAGGACGAUGCUAAGGGUGGUAUUAUGUGGGCUUUCAUUGCUAUGAUGCCGUUUAUGUGGCUGUCUGUUUUGCUUACUACGUUCCUUGGGAAUGUGUGGAUUUUGAAGGAGGGUGGUCAUGAGGUUGUUAAUAGGUCUUAUCUUUGGAGUUUGAUAUUCAGGAAAGAUAAUGUGAGGGAGCGGAGGGAUCGUGGGGAGGUGGGGGAUUCUGGGACUGGGGAUGCUGGGGUGACUGUUUAG
Molecule: messenger RNA, 1848 nt
Organism: Penicillium vulpinum
Lineage: Eukaryota; Fungi; Ascomycota; Eurotiomycetes; Eurotiales; Aspergillaceae
Gene: mfs56
Exons: 4
Coding region: 1-1848 (615 amino acids)
Biological process (GO): basic amino acid transport; transmembrane transport
Cellular component (GO): fungal-type vacuole membrane
Molecular function (GO): basic amino acid transmembrane transporter activity
Source: RefSeq, a predicted model, not a curated record